Molecule: messenger RNA, 5892 nt
Organism: Bufo gargarizans (Asiatic toad)
Lineage: Eukaryota; Metazoa; Chordata; Amphibia; Anura; Bufonidae
Gene: FMN1
Product: formin 1
Exons: 18
Coding region: 699-4520 (1273 amino acids)
Biological process (GO): actin nucleation
Cellular component (GO): cytoplasm; endoplasmic reticulum membrane; nucleus
Molecular function (GO): microtubule binding
Source: RefSeq, a predicted model, not a curated record
CUUCCUUCCUAGAGCUGACUGUGUCAGACCCUCCCACCUCAUUAAAUACCUGUUACCUGAAAGUUGGGAGGUAAAGUAACUUGAAACCGGCCUCCUCCAGGCCGUCUCCAGACUAUGACAUUUACAUUCCGUAGAAAGUCUGCAGCAAGGCGGAAGAAGGAGCUCUUGUCCUGAUUCAGCUGAGAGGACUUGUAUGCUUGUGAUACACAACUUAUUUUUGGUUUAUUUUUUUUUCUGUGACACGUUGGCCGUCUCCUUUUUCUUUUGUUGUUUUCCCUUUUCUUGGUUUUUAAUGAGUGGCGUGCUGAAGCCGGAGGUGAACAGAGAAGUCUUUUCACAACUGUCAAGCCGGGUCAUUGCUCAAAAAACUCUGUCAUAUGUAUGUGAUUAAGCUGCCAAGCAACUAGUGAGCUCCCGUAUGAAAAGCAGGAAGCUGGAAUCUGCAGGCUACUACGCUACACCACGGACAGUUGACAGGCCAGGCUUUAUUUUUAUUCCUCACUUGUGAUUUUUCUAUGGUGUGACUUUGUGGAGACAUAUUUUAUAGAAUAUUUUUUAAAUCCUCAUUCCUAGUGUGUUGCGAAGACACCUCUCCUUGGAUUUAAAUGGCUGUUUUGUACGCUCUCAUUCAGAAGAUCUGCUGAUCCUGAGGUUUUUCCCCUUUUUUUUUUUUUUUUAAACUUUGUUGUCCUGUGGACAUGGAAGGGAAAGACAGCAUUACUAAAGAGCCAAAUUCUCCAGCAAUUCCAACUGCAAAUUCACUGAGCAGUUCUUCACCAUCUGUGCUCAGUAAAUUUUCCAUUAGGUCUUUUUUUGGAAUCACUACAAAGUUGGAAAAUACGAAGCCCAAAGAGGAAAGUGCUGUUCUCAAAGCAUUUCGCUCACUAGGAAAUAAAGCAGAAGAGCAGACUAACCAACUGGACGAGGUUGAGGCUGAAAAUGGUGACCUCAUAAGGCAAACAGACACCGUUGUGGAUGGUGCAGAGAAAGCGAAGGAGUUAACAGAACAAAUUGAAGAUGAACAAAUUAGCCAGGAAGCACAAAUUACAAGUGAAGGGGAUUUACACCUUGAGGAGGAUUCACAAGUCUCCAGAGAACAAGGUAAAAGUGACGACUCUGAGGAGGAAAACAAUGAGCUUCAUCCACAAAUAGAUAACCUGGGAGGGACAGAAGCUCAGGUUUUACAAGAGCAAGAGGAUGAAAAGAAGGGAGUGUACACAAAGCGUCUGAAAGCUUCAGACAUUUGCGAGGAUGCCAAGUCUGAGAUGCUCUCCACAUCAGACUCUGCACUAGCCGAAACGGACCAGGAUGGUAUGCUGGUACAUGGUACUCUAGUUCACAUCUCAAGUGAUUCAGAGUCUGACGGUGAAGGCUCCAAGCAAGAUACAUGCCAAAAAGAAACAAAGACUUCUAUGUCAAAGCUUUUAUCUGAUUCUCAAGUAUCAUUGAACAAUGGCCCCAAGCAGGAAUCAGAAUUGCAAAAGAAUGAAGGUACUACCGUUAGCAUAGAGGGAGAGGGCCAGCCUGAGCUGGACCUAAACAGGCCAGAAAAUGAAGGGACCACUAUGGAUCAGAAGAGGGUUGCUGACGAAAAUAUAGAAGGGAGUAGUCCAGUUUCUCAAACGCCCAUCCCUGUUGCCAAUACUCCAGAUGAGAAGCCAUUCCAGGUCCCUGCCUUUUUUAGUGGUUUUCAUGUGCACAAAAAGGGGACCUCUACAGAUGACCGAGAAACAAUUGAGGUGAAACAAGGCGAUAGUGACUUGGCUUUGCUAAAACUUUCCCAACCUGUGCAAAAAUCCAAACUUCCAAACGGGGCUGCGAUCCGGAAAAAGGAAGUUAAGUCACCAGUGGAGCCUAAAGCAAGUUCCAAAUUCAUGGAGCAACUUUCCCAGCUGCUCAACUUUGACUUGCCAAAGCAAGACGAGAAGGAAGAAGAUUCACUUCCAGGUCAAACUGAUAAUGGUGGCCAAGACACUCCUGUUACAGAGGAGAAGCCCGAGUCUGCACUGGAAGCAUUUAAGUCUUUCUUCACAGGUGCUUCAAAGAAGACCGCACCACUCGAGCCUCUUGAUCUAGAGGCUGUGAAGCGGAGGCAAAAGACUGAGAAGGAAUCGUUGAAGUCUAUCUUUGAAAAACCCAAAUCCAUAGAUGCUGACCAGGCUAUUGACAGGAAUCCAGACCAUAGUCCAUCUGACCCAGAGGAUCGAACCCCCGGGAGAUUGCAGGCUGUGUGGCCACCGCCGAAACCAAAGGAUGAGGAGGAGAAAGUGGGUCUGAAAUAUACGGAAGCAGAAUACCAGUCUGCUAUCUUACAGCUGAAGAGGGAGCACAAGGAAGAGUUGGAAAGUCUGAAGUCACAAUUUGAAGUUGAAAUUUUUAAUGUACGAGGAGAACAGGCUGUCCAAGUAACAAGACUGGAGGAAACCAUACAGAACCUACAAGAGGAAUUGGAAAAUAGACAAAAUAGGGGAAAGGGUCAAGUCACGGAUGCUUGUGUUUCAACCGAAGAUGACAACCUACCAAAGACAUUCCGCAAUGUUUAUAUACAGACUGACAGAGACACCUUUCUAAAACCCAGUAAUGAGGAGACCAAAACUCAAAAGAACAACCACAUACUUCCUAAGAAGUUGAACAUCCCAUCACUGAAUCAGAGCCUAGUAAGCCCUACAGAAACUCAGGACCCAUCUUUCAUUGUGCCUCCACCACCUCCCCCCCUUCCCUUUUCCCUGGGAGAUCAGUUCAAACCACCCCCAGCUCCUCCUUUUGCCAGUUCAGAUUCCAUUCCUCCCCCUCCACCUUUGCCUGGUUUUAGACCUCCUGCGCCGCCUCCACUACUUGGCUUUGGGCCCCCACCUCCACCACCAUUACCUAAUUCUGGCCCACCGCCUCCGCCACCACUUCCAGGCUCUGGUCCUCCUCCUCCACCACCACUACCAGGUUCCGGUCCUCCUCCACCUCCACCACCUCCAGGAUCUGGUCCUCCACCACCGCCCCCACCUCCACCACCAUUACCUAAUUCUGGCCCACCGCCUCCGCCACCACUUCCAGGCUCUGGUCCUCCUCCUCCACCACCACUACCAGGUUCCGGUCCUCCUCCACCUCCACCACCUCCAGGAUCUGGUCCUCCACCACCUCCUGGUUUAUUCUUUGGGGGAUUUUUAUCAAGACAAAUACCACCCCGCAAACCCCCAAUAGAGCCUGGUUGUCCCAUGAAGCCUCUUUACUGGACAAGAAUACAGCUUAAGACCAACAGUGCCAAGUCUAACUUGUGGGAUUCGUUGAAGGAGCCACCAAUUGCAGACACCAAAGAAUUUGAAGACCUGUUUUGUAAAGCCAGUGUUCAGCAGAAGAAAAAGCCAUUAUCGGAGUCUUAUGAGAAGAAGACAAAAGCAAGAAAGAUUAUAAAAUUGCUGGAUGGAAAGAGAUCGCAGGCCGUAGGAAUUUUAAUAUCCAGCUUACACCUUGACAUGAAGGACAUUCAGCAAGCUAUCUUGAAUGUAGAUGAUUCGGUUGUGGAUCUAGAAACAUUAGAAGCUUUGUAUGAAAACAGAGCUCAGAAGGAGGAACUAGAAACUAUCAAAAAGCAUUACGAAACCUCUGCAGCAGAAGAUGUGAAGCUGCUAGACAAACCUGAACAGUUCUUGUAUGAGCUUUCUCAGAUACCAAAUUUUACAGAAAGAGCGAAGUGCAUCAUUUUCCAGUCUGUCUUUGAUGAAGGAAUGGGCUCAGUUCAUAAGAAAAUUGACAUGGUCACGCAGACCUGCACAAACUUAUUGGGAAUGGAAGCUGUGAAAGACAUCAUGGGCUUGAUUCUUGCAUUUGGAAACUACAUGAAUGGAGGAAACAGGACACGAGGGCAAGCAGAUGGAUUUGGGCUGGAAAUUCUACCAAAACUAAAAGACGUCAAAAGUAGGGAUAAUGGACUCAGCCUUGUUGAUUAUGUGGUCCGAUAUUAUCUGCGACACUUUGAUAAGGAUGCUGGGACAGAUAAGAGUCUCUUUCCAAUGCCCGAGCCACAAGAUUUCUUCCUGGCUGCACAGGUGAAGUUUGAGGAUGUGGAAAAAGACUUAAGAAAGCUCAAAAAAGAUCUAGAAGUAUGUGAGAAGCAAGCAAAUAUGGUAAUGAGAGAUUCUCCAGAGGAUCAUCUCCAGCCCUUUAAAGACAGAAUCACAGAAUUUAUUCAGAAAGCCAAAGAUGAACAUAAAACUGAAGGAAAUAAUCUAAGCAAAGCACAAAUCAGCUUUGAAGAAACCAUUGGAUUUUUUGGAGCCAAGCCAAGGUCUGGUGAGAAGGAAGUCAAUCCCAAUUCCUUCUUCGUGGUGUGGUACGAAUUCAGCACCGACUUCAAGGCUGUGUGGAAACGAGAGAGCAAAGUUUUCUCCACAGAAAGGCUUCGUCUGGCUCAGGAGUCUGUGACUAAAUUGACUGCAGAAAAGAAAGUGGAAACUAAAAAGAUUAACCCAGCGGCCAGUCUGAAAGAAAAACUACGGCAGAAAGAAGCAAGUGUCACCAACAACUGAGCUAUGACCAUAUGUGUCAAUCGCCGAUAUAAUGAGAUGCCAUGUUGGAAGCUCACAACCUGCCUGACAAAACUGAGACGAAUCCCUCCCGAAGCUAAGACCUCUACUUUUAUACAGACCUACCGUAUAUAUGUAAAUAGACAUCAGUCGUUAACAUGGCCCCUGUCAAGUGUAGGGGCCCUAUAUAGCUCAUGUGUAUAAACUCCCAGUGGGGGAGAAAGAGAAAGCUUUAAAUAGGCAAAUAGGUUUAGUAAAAUAAUCUGGACUGUUUGUAAUCCCAUAUGAAGGAUUAAACCUAUUUGCUAUAAAUUGUUUUAAUUCUGUUCUUUUUUUUAAUGUGCAUAUGUAUAUUCUUGUAUAGAAUAUUUGAGAUAAAUAUAUAAAUCUAAAUCUAUUUAUGUAUGUAAGCAGGAUAAUAUCUGUUAAUAAAUGCUCUCCGUGUGUUCAAUAUAUAGUUGAGUUGUACAGACUUUGCCAGAUGACUGCUCUGUAGCUGGUUCAUGAAGGUUGCAGCCAAGUAUAUAUGUGUUUUGUUUCUGUUCUUCUUUACCCUCAAUAUUCAUUGAGCAGCUAAAAAUCUUGCACUACAUUAAUGUUAUGUUUUAUGUUGCUUUUAUAUUCGUACAUAUGCAGAUGUAGGGAGGUUUAGUGACCUGCCUGUGGACGGGAGGAUAUGUGGCAUCAAUGAGGUGGCUCUUCAUGGCACACAAAGAUACAUUGAACCCCACUGUUGUGCACUAUUUGCCCUUUUUGAAUGACCUUCCCCAAGUUGCAUUCAUUCAGUUUGGAUUGUCUUAUUGCUUUUUCUUAAAGUACAAUAUGGAAUAUUCCACCAAACCUGACUAAUCCUACUCUAACCAAAAGGGUGAAAGUUAGCGGCAAUGUCCACUGUGUCUUCAAGAAUAAGUCAAAGUUGUCAAAAACCAACUGCGGUAUUGUACAUUCUCAUUAGUAGAGAACUCGCUGCUGUCCACUUUCUCAAAAAUGUAUGAAUGCAGCCCCUUGACAUGUUUCAGAAAAACCACAUGCAGCCUCUUUAGGACCUUCUGGCUGCACCGAAACAUGUCGCGGGGGCUGUAUUUAUAAAUCUAUAACUGAGAGACUAUGUCUUUAUAAGAUGGUAAGAAAUUGAGCAGCAUCACUCGUGUAUGUGGUUUGUGGCAACUUUUAGUUAUCCUUGAUGACACAGUGGGCACAGCCACUAACACUUUUGCUUGUACCCUCUUUAUUAGUUUAGGAUUUCUGAGGGUUUUAAAGAGAAUUAAAGGCUAUGAACACCUUCGGGGGCAUAUUUUAUUAUUGCAUUUUACUCAUUUUGGGAAUUAAAAAACAAACAAAAAUGCAUUGUUUUCAAUUGGUCUUCAUUAAACAU